Xiphias gladius (swordfish) is the source of this 1545-nucleotide messenger RNA. RefSeq names its product potassium channel tetramerization domain containing 6a (gene kctd6a). Gene Ontology annotation, biological process: protein homooligomerization. The record is from RefSeq and is a predicted model, not a curated record. Lineage: Eukaryota; Metazoa; Chordata; Actinopteri; Istiophoriformes; Xiphiidae. Gene Ontology annotation, molecular function: protein binding. The transcript is spliced from 6 exons. Bases 225 to 944 code for a protein of 239 amino acids.
GGAAGUCUCCCGCGUACUCGCUGUCCAGCUCGACAGCGGUGUAAGUCAUGGAUGUCGACGAGGGGGUCAGGUAGAGGCUUUCACCUCCGGCCGUGUGUGGUGUUUAGGGAGCUGACGGCGGCGAUGGAGCAGUUACAGGUGUUGGUGGAAACACAGAAAUGAUCUUCUCAACACUCUGACCUGAAGAGAAACAACACAGACUGUCAGCCAUCCCAGGGCUGCAGAUGGAGAAUGGAGACCUGGGUCACAUGAUGGGGAAGCAAGUGACUCUGAACGUGGGUGGCUGCAUGUACAGCACGUCUCUGUCCACACUGCAGCGUUAUCCAGAUUCCAUGCUGGGAGCCAUGUUCAGAGGACACCUCCCCACCGUGAGGGACACACAUGGAAACUACUUCAUCGACCGCGACGGCCCGCUGUUUCGCUACAUCCUUAACUUCCUGCGGACGUCCGAGCUGACGCUGCCGUGCGAUUUCAAGGAAAUGGAGCUGCUCAGGAAGGAGGCUGACUUCUAUCAGAUCGAACCCCUGAUCCAGUGCCUGGGAGACCCCAAACCUGUGCUGCCUUAUCCCACCGACACUUAUGAGGAGGUGGUGGAGCUGUCCAGCACCAGGAAGCUGUCUAAGUACUCCAACCCCGUCGCUGUCAUCAUCACCCAGCUCACCAUCACCACCAAGGUCCACGCAGUGUUGGAGUCCAUCUCUAGCAGUUUCACAAAGUGGAACAAACACAUGAUGGACACCAGAGACUACCAGGUGUCCUUCACCUUCGGACCAUGUGACCACCAACAAGAAGUCAGCCUGCGUGUCCACCUGCUCGAUUUCAUCUCCAAAGCUGGAUUCACAAUACGCAACACGCGUGUUCACCACAUGAGUGAACGAGCCAAUGAGAACACAGUGGAACAUAACUGGACGUUCUGCCGACGAGCUCCCAAACUUAACGACUGACAGAUGAACCGAAGGAUGAAUUGAUUCACUGACAGACGGACGAGCUUAUCAGGGUGUCUGCAGACAGACAGAGACUUGGUGGCGGUGGUUUUGUUGUUAUGUGUUAAUGUUCCUCAGUCUACUCAGAGCUGAAGCGCAAGACCAGGUUACCGGAAGGCUAGCACAUUAGCCACAUGUGGUACAUUAUCAUGAGCCUUUAACAUAUGUUACCUUUGUUUUAUCAUUCACAUUAUAUGGCCAAAAAUAUGUGGACAGCCCUACAAUACAAUAUUUUUGCAACAGUGUUCUUCCAACUUUGUACCAACAGUUUGUGUUUGGCCCUUUCCUGUUUCAACAUAACAGUACCUCCGUGCACAAAGCAAGAUCCAUGAAGAAAUGGUUUUCCCAGUUUGGUGUGAAAGAACUUGACUGGCCUGCACAUAGAUCGAUCCAUCUGUCCAUCUAUCCAUCUAUCUAUCUAUCUAUCGAUCUAAUAGCUGCAGUGUUCAAUUGUCCACAUACUAUGGUCACAUAGUAUAGGGUACCUACAUAUCUGGCAUAUCAGCAGUAUGACAAAUCUGUUAUACAUCAGUAACUACCAAUGAAUAUUAACUGCAAAUAA